Orussus abietinus is the source of this 1113-nucleotide messenger RNA. Its product is annotated as death-associated protein 1. The record is from RefSeq and is a predicted model, not a curated record. Gene Ontology annotation, molecular function: death domain binding. NCBI's taxonomy places the organism in Eukaryota, Metazoa, Arthropoda, Insecta, Hymenoptera, Orussidae. The transcript is spliced from 3 exons. Bases 127 to 441 code for a protein of 104 amino acids. Gene Ontology annotation, biological process: cellular response to amino acid starvation; apoptotic signaling pathway; negative regulation of autophagy.
AAAACAGCUUGCGGCCACGGUACUACGUGAGCAACGGUCUUGCAACUCAUCAAGCGAUUCAGUACGUGCUUGAUCUGCCUAAACAUAUUGUUUAACAUAUAAACGUACUUCUUGGUAUUGUUACCGAUGUCGAGUCCGGAAAAUGGUGAACUAAAGGGUGGCCAUCCCCCAGCAGUUAAAGCUGGAGGAAUGAGGAUAACCCAACAUAAGACUCCAAAAGAUGAACGUGAAACAAAGCCUAGCAAAGACUCCGAAGAGAGUACCAAGGCCUCUACCAGCAGUCCUCCUAAAACUAUGAUGAUCAGUGGAGUUGUAGCAAGAGGAAAUGCAGACUUCCCGCCUGCAGCAAUACAACACUUUCACGAUAAGCCUAUUCCAACUCACGAUUCUCGGCCUGCUCAUUCCUCUCGUCCCAUUAUAAUUCAGCAGCCCAAGAAGUAAAUGUCAAGACUCAUGUCAAUUGGUGGAUGGAAAAAUGGGACAAUGACAUUUCAAUUAAAAACAUAUAUAUUGCAUGCUAUUUCUCUAUCGAAAAAGGUAUAAUCUGAUUGAAUAAUUGCAUACUUUACAUAUUAAUCUAUAUUCAAUAAUGAAUCCGAAAGGAUCUCGUAUAACAAGGUGAUUACACCGUCACUCAGAGAAACUUAACGAUCCAAGAGAGACAACUUUAUUUUUAAUUCGAAUGCUGGAAGUUCUUAUCAGCACUUUGUAAUUCCGAGUUUAAUAAGGCUCCAAUAUCUUGAUUCCACAUCUAAUUUGUAGGUUAUUAUGCCUUAGUUACAUCUAUUUUCAUUUUUUCUGUUUGAAAGAAUUGUUGCAUUUUUUCUUAUUUUGCGACCAUUAAAACGCAUUUUUUAAUCUUAGACUUUGUGAAACGUAUGCUGUACAGCGUGUGUUUUGUAAUGUAUUACUAUUCAAAGCCGUUCAAAAUCGCUAUAAGUAGUACUGAUAUCUUCAGUAUCUUCAAUAUAUGAUUUAAAGAAUUUUGUUGUUUUGCAAGUUUAUUACUUAAUGUGUGAUGUAUUAAAGCAUUGUGAUUAUUUCUUUUUUUACGAGAGUGAUUAAAUAUUUUUUGAUGUGACACUAAGUAAUAAAAAUAAAAUGUUUAUGACA